Messenger RNA from Puma concolor (puma), 1357 nucleotides. RefSeq names its product synthesis of cytochrome C oxidase 1 (gene SCO1). The record is from RefSeq and is a predicted model, not a curated record. NCBI's taxonomy places the organism in Eukaryota, Metazoa, Chordata, Mammalia, Carnivora, Felidae. Gene Ontology annotation, biological process: mitochondrial respiratory chain complex IV assembly.
AUGGCGGGCUUCUUACUGAUACCGGGGUCCGCUAUGCGGCUUCCGGGGAGCCGACUUUGGCGUCUCCUGCCCCACGGACUCGGGGUCUGGGCCCCGGCGGACGGGACCGCCGGAGCCUGGAUGUGGCAGCUCUGCGCGCUGCGAGAGGAGGCGCGACGGACCUCGGAGCUCGCUCGCAGCUGCCGGGGAGACCGGCCCCUCUGCACGGCUACGCCACCUCCACCGGGGUCGUCGGGUCCCGAGCCGAAGGGCCGCAGAGACCCCACGCGGCCCUCCAAGCCCGGGCCUGUUUCCUGGAAGUCUUUAGCAUUCACAUUUGCUAUUGGUGGAGCCUUAUUGGCUGGAAUGAAGUACUUCAAGAAAGAAAAGACAGAGAAGCUAGAGAAGGAGCGGCAGCGGAGCUUGGGAAAGCCUCUCCUCGGGGGCCCGUUUUCCCUCACGACUCACACUGGAGAGCCCGUCACUGACCAAGACUACCUGGGUCAGUGGGUCCUGAUUUAUUUUGGUUUCACUCAUUGCCCUGAUAUCUGUCCAGAAGAACUAGAAAAAAUGAUUCAAGUCGUGGAUGAGAUAGAUGGAAUUCCAACUCUGCCAAAUUUAACUCCGCUUUUCAUCACUAUCGACCCAGAGAGGGACACCAAAGAAGCCAUCGCCAAGUAUGUGAAAGAAUUUUCUCCCAAACUGGUUGGCUUGACUGGCACCAAAGAAGAGAUCGACCGAGUGGCCAGAGCGUACAGGGUGUAUUACAGUCCUGGCCCCAGGGACGAGGACGAGGACUACAUCGUGGAUCAUACAAUAAUAAUGUACUUGAUUGGACCAGAUGGCCAGUUUCUAGAUUAUUUUGGCCAGAACAAGAAGAAUGCAGAAAUAGCUGGUUCCAUUGCUGCGCACAUGAGGGAACGUAGGAAAAAGAGCUAGCCAGAGCGGUGGCGCCGGGUGGAUGUUCUCUUGCCAAAGAGGAGAAAAGCUUUGUCUCCCACAGGAGCCAACAUCUAUCUGUGUAUAUACAUAUGCAACCGACAGAAUGGCCUUCGUACCGCAAGAACAUCUGUAUUGUGGACAUUAUGGGUGCAGUACAAAUAGGUAUUAUGUUACCCUUGGGUUCAGCCAAAAUCGAUUCUUGGAACUGUAAAGAUUACAACCGAAUAGUCGCUUGAGACCGGAGGACCAAGUUACCGUGAAGCCAUGGGAUGGACUCAGGAGAGACUCAGCAGGUGCAUUUCUCCACGUCAGAGGGGCCCUCGGAUCAGCACUGCUGUCUCUCCUGUGUCCUGGACCCUUGUCACCAGGGUUGUGGGGCUGAAUUUCCAGGAAGAGUAAUUUCCACAGUGCCCUUGCUUUCCUGUUCGAGUUCUUG